UAUUAGUUUAACAGUAUUACGCAUUAUGUUCAAGACACCCAAAAUCUGCUGUGAUGUGUACUCUGGAACAGGAAAUGAGUGCAGACAGAGGAGGCAGGCAAGCUGAAACCGGCACAAGGCUCUGCUGCACACACAAACACACACGCUCAUACUCGCGUAUACGCUCUCACACUGGCCACGCGCUGCGUCUGCCAGCACUGGAACUUCAGAUAAAAGGACAGACAAAACACUGAAGCAAAAAGAGAGGGAGCAAAAGCAACAAAAAAACGAGUGAAAGAUAAGAGGAAAUAAAAAGAAAAAGGACAGAUAUCUGAGUGGUGUUGGCUGGAAUUUUUAAAGACUGAGGAAGAAAGAAAGGCGUCUGGUUAGGAUGGUGCUGCAGUCUCCUUCCACCAGGAAGGCUUUGCUUGAGCCGUGACCCCAGCGUGACCUCUGCAGGUGUUGAGAAGUGGAGCGAUGGGUGAGGUGGGCAAGAUGGCGUCUUCGUGCAGCAUGGGCCUGGUGCUGGUGGAGUUUGAGUAUGAGUACAUGGGUCGAGACGGCUGCAUGGUGUCCAUCAAACCCAACGAGCGGUACACCCUUCUGGCCAAGACCAACAACCAUUGGUGGCACGUGCGCAAAGAUGAGCGUGCCAAGCCCUUCUACAUUCCGGCAAAGUAUGUGAAGGAGUUGCCGCCCACUCUCCCCUCACCCCUGGACUUUGCGGACCCUCCAGGGCCAGAACCAAGGCCUCCUGCGCCCGACCUGGCAGAAAAGCCCAAGCCCAAUGAGGUCACCAUCAGGUUGCGCUCUCCAGGGAACUGCCGCAAGACUGACAACCGUAUGUCUACGUUCGGCGUUCCCCUGGACAUCCAUGACCCUCCGUCAUACCUGCAUGGUGGCUUAGCAGACUCCCUCCUAUCCCUUCACCCUGUCCCUUCAGUCCCAGCUCCAGAUGCCGCCCAGCAGAAAAAGAGACUUAGCCUUGCACCCAACUUGCUGUUUGGUUCUCGGGGUGCCCCCAUAGAAGAUGCUUCUCAGAAGUCCCGUGUGCCCAGCUUUAGCCCUGCUGACCCGCUCCCUCGACAGGCCAAGCCUGUGGAACCACCGACGGUCAAGAACCUGACAGAGCCCAGACAUCAGGGACUGCCUCCAAAGCCAGAACCGCUCAUAGAGCCAGACGAGGAGUCCAGUCCGGAACCGACGGGCUCCUCAGACACUGAGAAUAUAUAUGAGUCCAUAUUGGACCUGAAACUGGAUGACUUGAUAAAAACUGAACCUGUUCCUACUGCUGUGCAAGAGCCUGCAGCCAGUGCACCUGCAUCUGCACCACAGGCCAAGCCAGAGAAUGAGAACCCCACCACAGCAGUGUAUGCUAAUGUCACUGACCUGAAGAAGACCACACGCUCAGCUCCUUCUUCCUCCUCCACCUGCUCCUCUCCCGGCCUCUCCCUCAGUCCAGCUCCAGACUCGGCACUGUCCCCUGACCCAGUCGGCUGGGAGGUGCACACUGACCAGGACAGUGGCAAGGCCUUCUACUAUCAUCCUGCAACGCAGCAGAGUAGCUGGGCAGACCCACGGAGCCCCACUCCGGCCGCAGGCAUGGAGGCCUCAGCCACAGCCCUGCCUGCCCCCUCCUCCACCUCUCCGGCCCUCCCACGGAGCUCUGACUGGGAGCAGCUACUGGAUGAGACUACUGGCAGGCACUACUACUACAACCACACACUCAAGCAGACCACAUGGGUAGCGCCAGAGCCUCAGGCGGAUGGACCAGUAAGACACUCCAGCUGCAGUGGGGUUCCUCCUUUACCUGAGGAGGACUACCCUACAGAAGAUCAUGGGCCUCAGAAUGCCCCACACGCCUUCAAGGAUGCGCUCGUGCCACAGGGUAAACUGCCAGUUUUGCCCCGGGUCACCCUGGACCCAGGGACCCCCAUACCCACUGGCUGGACCUGCUCCACAGAACCUGGUGGAAAAACUGUAUUUACCAACGAGCACACACACCAGCAGUGGAUCCAAUCAAAGGAUGACAAAGGCAAGACAUAUUACUACUUAAAAGAUGGCUCUAAAUCUCAGUGGACCCUUCCAGAGGCUGCAGCACCAUCCGGACCUCCACCGCUGGGGAAUGGCUUGGAGCCAGACGCUCAACCUAUCCUGAAAAACUGGAGACACACCAUGGGCCAGAUCAACACAUCACAUGAGGACACGCAGAAGUUUUUCCCAAGCCACCGGAGGAUUGCUUCAGAUUAUGCUAGUGAUACAUCAAGCACAGGAAAUUCACCGGAGAUUCAUCAUCAGGAGGACAAGUUGAGACAGAGGAGGAACCUAUCCAGCACAGACCCACACCAUCACCAUCAUGCUUUACUGCUAGAGAAGGCUGGCAUUCUCAACAAGACCAAAGUGGCAGAUAAUGGGAAGAAACUGAGGAAGAAUUGGGCACAGUCAUGGACCGUGCUUCAUGGAGGAAUUCUCACUUUCUACAAAGACCCCAAAUCCACACCUGGUGGAAAUGUGACGAAAACCAAUCAGAUUGUCCCAGAGUACACUGUGGAGCUGAAGGGUGCCGCGGUUUACUGGGCGUCUAAAGAGAAAUCCAGCAAGAAGAACGUUCUAGAGCUAAAAACUCGCCAUGGUUCAGAGUAUUUGAUGCAAUAUGACACUGACAGCAUCAUCCAUGACUGGCACAAGAUCAUCCAGGAUACCAUCAGGCAUCUGGAUCAUGACCAUUACUCAGAGGAGGAGGAAGAUGAGGUAAUGGAAAAAUCCCCACAGCCUAAUGACAGAGAGAGGAAGAACACUGCUGUGAGGCAGAGUUCCACAGCCGCUGCAGACACAGACCAGGGCCGCGUUCGCACAAAGCUGCGCAAGUUCCUCCAGAGACGACCCACACUGCAGUCUGUCAAAGAUAAGGGCUACAUCAAAUACAAUGUCUUUGGCUGUCACUUGGACACGCUGUGUCAUCGGGAGAACACCAACGUACCCAGAUUUGUUGAGAAAUGCAUAAAGGCCGUGGAGAGAAGAGGUUUAAACGUUGAUGGAAUCUACAGAGUGAGCGGGAACCUGGCAGUCAUCCAGAAGCUUAGGCACAAAGCUGAUCACGAGGAGGAUCUGGAUCUGGACGAUGGUCAGUGGGAAGAGAUACAUGUCAUCACUGGAGCACUGAAGCUGUUCUUCAGGGAGCUUCCCGAGCCUCUGUUCCCUUACAGCUUCUUUGACAAGUUCAUCGCUGCCAUUAAAAUCACUGACUACAGCCAGAAGGUUUCAUACAUGCAGGACUUGGUGAGAGCAUUGCCUGUGCCCAACCACAACACCAUGGAAGUGCUUUUUAAGCACUUACGCAAAGUGAUUGAACAUGGGGACUCGAACCGUAUGUCUGUCCAGAGCAUGGCCAUAGUGUUUGGCCCCACCCUACUCAGGCCUGAAGAAGAGUCGGGCAACAUCACAGUCCACAUGGUCUUCCAGAACCAGAUAGUGGAGCUCAUCCUCAACGAGUUUAAUGAAGUUUUCCGUCCCAGAUGAGCCACUCAGCCUGAGUGUCAUGCCAUCAAUCCCUGAUGCUAAACCCUGACCCCAGGAGUCUGAAACUGUUGACCACUUUUGUGUUUGGGCACUACUAAAUGGCCAUAUUUACAGCUUAAUCUAAUGGUACACGAGGAGUGCAUUUGAGUAUGGAGAAAUACAGAACUUCGUUCAAUCACCGAGAUCUAGUUGAGGAUGGUUAUUCAAGUACCGGCCUUGACCACAAUAUCACAAAUCACUUGUUUGUUGUGUGCUGUGAGCUUCCUGACCUGUCACAAGGUGCAACAAACAAAUAAUUUUGGUCAACAAUAAUGCAGGCCAAUUUAACAUCAAGGAUUAAUUAAUGCUGUAUUAAUAUGAUAUUUUGCCCAUAUCAUACAGCCCAAUAAGUAUUAGAGCUAACUUGUAUGUUAUCAUGUAGCAUCUCCAACACUUGGUUUUUAUUCCAAAGUCAAAUAGCUUUUUGGUUUGUACAGCUACACGUCACUGGUCGAAUAUGAACCAACCAAUCACAGAUUUGCAUUUGUCCAUACCGUGCUUAUGUUACCAAAUUUCAGCAACCUUGCUUUGUGUCCAAGCAGUUUGUGUUUACCUAGUCACAGUGCUGGGGAUUGAGAAGCUAGCGGCCCAAAUGCAGACACUCAGGCUAGAGACAUUAAGCUCCAUGGGAGGAUUGUGCUAGAGGCUUUGGGAGGGACCCUGGAUGUACACCAUUGCUUCUUGGUUGGCCUGGAUUGGCUGCUCUAUGCAUUAUCAAGUCUAUAAAGGACAUCCUUCUGGAAACUUUAGUUUGAAUUCUGUUCUUGCCUAUCAGCUUUGUGUUGAGAGAGAGUAUUCUCAUCCACUGCUAUAAGUGCUGUGAGCAGAUCCCAAGAGUCUUCAGUGGUAACAAACUACUGGACUGUUCUCUUAAAAAACAAAAUGGUAAUUUUUGUGUGGCCUAUUAGACACAAUCCACUUGCCAAAACAUAUUGUAACAGUUGAAGUCUAUUGCUGUUGUGUUAUCUGAUCUAUCCAAGUAAGUGACUGCUGGUAGGUGACUCAGGGGAGCCAUUCUGAACCUGCAUUCAGUUAUGACAUGCUGCGAAUAGAUAGCAUAAAUGAUGUGAGCUCAAAAAUACCAUACAGUCAUGUGCAAAGUUUGGGUGCCCCUGGUCAAUUUGUAUUGUUGAUUUUCUAAGUGAAAAUAAGUUAACACAUCCUCUACAGAGAACAGAGUACAUUUUAGUGUACAAUUACUGUUUAUUUGCUGAAUUUAACACAUUGGGGAAAAAAAUCUAAAGUUGCACAUGGGCAAAAGUUAUGGCAUAUUUUUAUAUAUUUAAUUUGCAGAAAAAUGCCACAAUUAAGUUUUUCUCUGUACAGGAUGUGUUACUUGCAAUUCUAAUUUGACGGAGGGUAUUCAAACUUUUGCAUACAACUGUAUAAGUAGAGAACAUGUAGCUCUGUCCAAACCUGCAGUUGCACUGAUCCUCACUGAUUGGUCAUCUGCAGAGAUGUUUGCCAUACUUAUAUUUAUAUUAUGUCAGUAUCCAGGCUGUUUUUUGGAUCCCAGGUAUUUAAGGACCAAAUAAGUGCCAAUGCGCUGCCUUAGCUCACCAAAAAGCUGUCAUAACAUGAAAAUUACCAACCUUGUCAGUCCAUACAUAUGUGUUUAAAUCUGUUCAAAACAUGAACAUGAAAGACACUGCUUACUACAAGAAGCAUUUUAAACAUGACAACUAUGGAAAUAGUCCAAAAAAAGUGGACAAUAGUCACAACCCUGUUUAGGGCUUUAUGUAAGAUACAUUACCAUUACAGACAUUUUACCUGCAGCUGAAUAUAACACAGAAUACUGGUCAAAUCGAACAUGCUAUGAACAUUUGUAUUACUGUAUAAAAUGGUUGAAUGAUGAAUAAGUAUCCAUAGAUUUGUACAUAUCUUGAUGUUUAUAUGAAAGGAGGUUAUACAUUUCACAUAUUAAGGCUCUGUAAAUAGACAAUAGUAAAUUCACUUUACAAAUAAAUAUUCUUCAAGUUAAUAAUUUAAUUUUAUUGAAGUGUUUACUAUGGUUUUAUCACUGGUAAGCAGUUCUGAUAAGAAAUCCUUCACCAGAAAUCACUAUUUAACACCAAGCAAAAGAUGUUAAGUGAAAUUCAUUGAUAAUAUAAACACAAAAAAAGGUUCAGUGUAGAAAAUUUUAGCUAGAACAAAAUCAUUGCACUCAUUCUCAACAACGAUGGCUGGAGUUAAUAGGUCAGACUUGUUCCCUUGCUGACUGUACUACAAACCGGGACUGUGACAAACACAUUGUAACUAAACAUUGAUGCAGUCGAUACAUGACCUUUAUUACCUCUGUUCAAUCUGUUUUACUUUCAAUAAAUUGAGUUUAUUAAACUAAUAAGUAUCUAAUAAACUGAUUGUGACAGUGGGGAAGUGGUCUAGCAUCGCCAGUGAGGCAUGCUCAUGCACAUCGACGUUAGCUUAGUAGCGGUAAUGUUUAUGUCACAGCACACAAAGCAAUUUUAGACAAUUAUAUGCUUUAUGGUAACAGUUUGGGGAAGGCCCGUAACAGUCCCAGCAUGAUUAUGCUUCUGUACACAAAGUGAGCUCCAUAACAAAGAAAAUUGGUUUGACAAAGUUUGCUGUGGAGGAACUCCAGUGGCCUGCACAGAGCCUGGACCUCAACCUCACUGAAUGCCUUUGGGAUGAUUUGGUACAUCAAUUGUAAGCCAGGCCUUCUCAUCCUACACCAGUGCCUGACCACACAAAUGCUGACUGAAUGAGUAUAAAUUCCCAGGGACACACUUAAGUCUUGUGGACAGCUUUCACAGAAGAGUGGAGGCUGUUACAGCCAUCGGCCACCAGCUCAAUGUUCUUUUUUCACCCUUUCAUAUCAAGAGUGGAGGGUCUUAUGUUCCAUUUCAGUGUGCUCACAGUGCACCUUUAACUUUUGAGUGGCAACAGAAAAGAAUGAUACUGCAACAUCAAUAUGUGCCAAGAGCAUUAUGCACCCAUGCCAGGUCCUCAGUGUGAGCUGUGGUUGUUUGGUGUCCAGGGCCAAAAAAGUUGAGACUAGCCCAGAAUGUGGAGUAUCCAGUUGCAAAAGAAACUCCUGUGCUGUGACCAGGUUAUCACUCCCUAACUUUCACACACAUACAGUGUAUGUGUAGCAUUGUGCCAACUGCACGCCUAAAAUAUCUUGCCUCAAACCGCUUUGAGUUGUUAAGUAGCCUCAAAUGAAUAGACUUUUUAAUGUGGUUUCUGAUACUGUAUGACAUACUGUUAUCUAUAAAAAUUGACAAAAGGUAUAGACAAAAUUCAGGCUUCAAGGCUGCCACUACUGUUUCUAGCAAUGGUUUGUGGAUUCCCUCCUGUCUCUUCUGUGCCUUCUCAUUUAACACACCAACUGCAAUCAGCCAUCAUACUCAUCCUACUAAAGUUUAUUUCUGGAUUUUAUAAUACCCUUAUUAAGGCUUCCCUGCUGAAAAAAAAAAACAGUUUAGACCGGAUUGGAACUUAGAUGGUCUAUAUAUUGUACUGUCUAUAUUAUGGUCUAUAUAUUGUAUUGUCUAUAUUAUGUAUAUGUAUUCAGUUUUCUCUUGUUGAUAUAACUUAACAAAUGCAUGUCUGUGAAACUGA
Molecule: messenger RNA, 7119 nt
Organism: Colossoma macropomum (tambaqui)
Lineage: Eukaryota; Metazoa; Chordata; Actinopteri; Characiformes; Serrasalmidae
Gene: arhgap27l
Product: Rho GTPase activating protein 27, like
Exons: 20
Coding region: 457-3498 (1013 amino acids)
Biological process (GO): signal transduction; regulation of GTPase activity
Cellular component (GO): cytoplasm
Molecular function (GO): protein binding
Source: RefSeq, a predicted model, not a curated record